This is a messenger RNA of Ostrinia furnacalis (Asian corn borer), 4323 nucleotides long. RefSeq names its product junctophilin-1. The transcript has 8 exons. The record is from RefSeq and is a predicted model, not a curated record. NCBI's taxonomy places the organism in Eukaryota, Metazoa, Arthropoda, Insecta, Lepidoptera, Crambidae. The coding region runs from base 184 to 3195 and encodes 1003 amino acids. Gene Ontology annotation, cellular component: plasma membrane; junctional membrane complex; endoplasmic reticulum membrane.
GGGGGCGCGGGCGGGCGGCCGCCGGCGGUCGGGCGCGCAGUGCUCCUCGCGCAGGACCGGAGCGGUGUUCACUCGGCGGUGCGCCACGGCGCGACAUGCCCAGCUGAUGUUUAUUUAUACCGCGAGCUCGGUGGAGGGUGCGCGCGGGAGGCCCUCCCCUCCGCGGCACCACGGUUUCGCGUGAUGCAGCCGAGCGAACUUGUCGACACCGCGCACGCCACUAGCGGAAACCCCCCGCAGCGUGGCCUCAACGGUGGCCGUUUCGACUUUGACGAUGGUGGUACAUAUUGUGGCGGGUGGGAGGACGGCAAAGCCCACGGCCACGGUGUUUGUACUGGACCCAAAGGCCAGGGCGCCUACGCCGGCUCCUGGCACUUUGGCUUCGAGGUUUCCGGUGUCUACACCUGGCCCAGUGGCAGCGCAUACGAGGGCCAAUGGCAGAACGGCAAGCGACAUGGACUGGGCGUGGAGACCCGCGACCGGUGGCUGUACCGCGGCGAGUGGACGCAGGGCUACAAGGGCCGCUACGGCGUGCGCCAGAGCACCACCAGCAACGCCAAGUACGAGGGCACCUGGGCCAACGGACUUCAAGACGGAUACGGCUCCGAAACUUACGCUGAUGGCGGAACAUACCAAGGACAAUGGAUGCGCGGCCUGCGGCACGGGUACGGUGUGCGAACGUCGGCGCCCUUCGGCCUGGCCUCGCACUACCGAGGAGGCGCGCGAGGGCACCGAGGCUCGCAGUCCUCGCUGGCGGACGCGGCGGGGACGCCGGACCCUUCCGAACGUCGCACGACGCGCAUGGACGACGCGCGCGGAGGCUUCGUGCUUACGGCCAGCUCCGAGGAACCGGGCCGCCGUGGUUCGCUGGCAGAAAAACCUAAAAAGGGACUGCUAUCUAAAUUACGUAAGCAGCGUAGUGCAGGAGAGUUGGACAAGCGCGGCACGGGAUCGGUGCGGUCGGGUGGCUCGGGGGGCUCGGCCUCCUCCUGGGUGUCGUCGGUGGAGAGCUCCCACUCCGCCAUGACCCAUGCCUCGCUGCAGACUAACUCUAAUGCAAGCUUCGUUGUUGAGGAUGAACACUUAGAUGCGAGUGUAACAGAGACAUACAUGGGUGAAUGGAAAAAUGACAAGCGGACUGGAUUCGGUGUUAGUGAACGCAGCGACGGGCUUCGGUACGAAGGCGAAUGGUUCGCAAACAGAAAAUAUGGAUAUGGUGUUACUACUUUCCGCGAUGGCACAAGAGAAGAGGGCAAAUACAAAAAUAACGUACUCAUAACGAGUCAGAAACGGAAACACAUGUUCCUUAUGCGCUCCGCCAAAUUCCGCGAACGAGUCGACUCGGCCGUCAACGCGGCGCAGCGUGCCUCAAAGAUCGCCUUACAGAAAGCUGAUAUAGCCAUAUCAAGAACCUCCACUGCCCGAGGUAAAGCGGAACAAGCCGAUGAAGCGGCAGACCAAGCAAAAGAAGACUGUGAUCUUGCGCAAACUACUGCAAAACAGUUCGCUCCAGAUUUCAAACACCCUGGCUUUGAUCGAAUAGGAUUAAGAGACAGAUACAGACAAAAGCAUUACGAUGCACAAGUCACGACACCCGUAUCACAAGAAUCUGAAAAGAUCUUGGACUCAAAGAGCAUUCCAAACCAUAUCCCUCCGAUGCAUUCACAGCUCCCUAAUGCUAAUAAAAUGCCCAAUGCGAUGCCUUCAAGACGACCUUCUACGCAAUACCCCAAUACACAAUAUCCUAAGCCCGCUUUAUCUACAGAUCCAAGACUCGCGAACAGUACUAACUACAGUGCAGACAACAGGGUACUUGGACCUACUUAUGAUCAAUAUUAUUCACCCAAUCAAGAUAACUGGUCAUCACCAAAUACACAACCACAAAUGUUAGAUAGUCAAAAACAAUACUUACAAAAUGAACCAAGUAAUGUCUACGGAUCUAUUCCUCAAAGUGGCCAACAACAACAGCAACAGCUUCCCGCAUCUUAUCGUUUAAACAGGCAAGACGCGUUGCAGCAUCAACAAAGUAUGGACCAAAGCAGCCAGCAAUAUAUAAACCAAGGUCGACGACUUUCAUCAACGGUACGACAAAACCAAAAUCAAAGACAACCUCAAGAGUGGAGUACCGCUCAAAAUCUCCCAAGGCGGCAAAGCGUGCUCGCACAACCGAACCACGAUACUCAAGAACAUGUCUUCGUGGAUGGGGGUACAGCUGCUUACGGAAGAAACGAAUUCCGAAGCGGCACUGUAUAUUCCGAGGGACCACUGGAUAGAACACAAAUGCCAACGGACCAAGCUUAUCGGCAAACAAUGGAUCAAGGGUAUCGGCAGCCACUAGAUCAACAAGGAUAUGCUCGACCAACACCAGAUCAGCAAAUGUACCGCCAAGCUCCUCCAGAUCAACAGGGGUAUCGACAGCAAGGGCCUACAGAGCAAGACAUUGUCAAUGGAAACAGGCCGUCUGGCCCACGACCAUCUAUCGAUUACUUUGAUCACUAUAAAAGACCACCAAGUAGAGACUCCAGUGUGGACCGCUUUGGUAGGCGCUCACGGCAGCCGUCUGUGGAAGCCACGGCACCUAGCGGAGGGUCACGUGCUGGCUCAGUGGCCCCGCAGCCGCAGCCGGCACCCGCGUCGCGCCCUGCUUCUCGUGCAGCGACUCCAGCAGGCAACGGUCAUUUGACUUCCGGCCGUGGUUCCAUUUCUCGAGCCGGCUCGCGAGAACCACAACCUUUCGAAGAUUCUCUCCUACGAAAGCGAACGCUUGGGCAAGAAAUAUCACCAUCACCAUAUCAGCCGAAGCGCACUGAAAGCUUAUUCGUGGCGCAAAAUCCUGCCCCACCUCCAAUUUCAAAGCCAAGCGGUGGAGGCGGCGGAGGCGGAGGCGGAGGUGGAAGAAAGAUGCUGAGUACGCCGCAGACGCUGCAGCGCAAGAAGUCACUGCCCGACGUGGCCGGCAUGCCGCGGAUGCCGGACGGCGGCGGCAUGUCGCGCGAGGAGGUCUCGGCGCUGGGCUCCGCGCGCCGCGAGGAGGUGCGCCGCAUGUACGAGGAGUCCGAGAAACUUAGGGCCAACCCCCUGCUGUACUUAGUCAGUCCACAAGUCAAGGACUGGUUUUCAAGGCAGCAGCUGGUUAUCCUCGUGCUCUUCAUAAACAUCUCUCUGGGCAUAAUGUUUUUUAAGCUGCUCACGUAGCGCCGGCGUAUGGCGCCACCGCGCCCGAGUUGUACACUUUAUAACGACAACUAUUUUGUAAAUAUUUGUAAUACUUCUCAACCCAAAAUAGCCAAACAAUUAAUUUAUAUUAUUCAUCAAAAAAUCUUAAUAGCUCUAUUCCUAAGAAGUCCUUUUGAUACGAGUUACCAUUUAAAUAUACCUAUUACGACUAUAAACGUAUUUAUUCGUCGAUAAGAACUUCAAUUUGCUAGUGUAUGUAAUUCUUUUGUCUUUGUGCAAGUGUGAAGUUUGUAUGACAAGGAUAAAAAGUGAAAAAUAUUUAUAAUUACGACUCCAACGUCGAACUGUUAUCAAAUACUAUAUAAAAUAUGUGCGAGAGUGAUAUUUUGUGUCCACUAGUCGGAAACUUCGAGUGCAAGGAGUACGAGUUGUUAAUGAACCUGCAUAUUGUAGGUUUAUGCCUUCGAUGAUAGUGCUUAACGCCUUAACUGCAAUUGUUGAAUUUGAUUGAUGACUACGUACAGCUUUAGAAGAUGGUUGAUGGCCGACGUAGGAGGCUACAUUUAUUGUUAUAUUAAGAACUAACGGCGCUCGCUGAGCCGUCGUUUAUUUUCUUAUUUACUGCGAUUCAAGUGCAGUUAUUCGGUUGGGAGACGUCACUAACCGUACUCCUUUAAUUUUAUGUUUAUAGUUAUUUGUAAAAAAAAUAACUCAAAACUCUUAGCAUAUCUAUAUCAAUCUCAUUUCCAGCGAUACUUGAGUGUGAUAAUUGAGAGCACAAAAUUGAUUUAUUAUGUCUAAUUCUAUUUACUUAAGAAUGUUUACAAACAUUCACUAAAAUAUGUGCAAGAAUAUGUAUGUAAAAUAAUUACCUACACAAAAUUGAUUGUUAUUUCUAUAUUGAUAAACAAAAAGAAAAAAAGCACAAAAGCUUUAUUAUCCUAUUUUGUAAAUUAUUGAAUUGUGUAAAAACUGAUAGAGAAACCAAAUCUAAACUAUAAUGAAAAUAGGCUUUUUUGUAAACCUAUGAUGUCAAUUCUUUAAUAAUUAAUCGACGAUUUUGUAUAGUCUGUAGAAUAAAUCUUAUUGAAUUCUAUUGGCAUAGGAAGCAUCAAGGCUACUGUUGCGAAUAAACAACGAACGUUG